UAUUAUGCAUAAUGGCAUUGACUUAAUAGUUGAUAAAAGUCAGAUAGGAACAAUGUUUCUAUACAUGUUUUGUUUGAGUGUUUACUCGGUGCAUGUGUUCGGUGACAAUUUCAGUUUCCUCGAUCUCGUAGAUAAAGCUGUAUUACUUGAGUGUAGACACUUCAUUCCUCGUCUUAGCUAUGAACAUCAGAAGGGUGAAAGGGGUAGGAUCGGAGUGUUUGGGGGCUCUGAAGAAUAUACUAGUGGCCCAUAUUUUGGUGCUAUGGCAUCUCUAAGAACUGGUGCUGACAUGGUGUAUAUAUUUUGUGCUUCACAGGCUGCAAUACCCAUUAAGUCAUACAGCCCAGAUUUUAUGGUACUGCCUUGCUUAGAUUCGGACAAUGCCCUUGACUUGAUUAAACCGUGGUUAGAACGAAUUCAUGGUAUACUAAUAGGACCAGGAUUAGGGCGCAACAAAAAAAUAAUACAAAACAUAAUCAAAAUAAUAGAACUAUUAAAAGAAGAUGAUGAUGGUGGAAUUCCAAUAGUACUUGAUGCUGAUGCAUUUUACAUUCUGUACUCCCACCCUCAGUUGCUCCAAGGUUAUCCGAAUCAAGUUUAUCUUACACCCAAUGAAGCAGAAUUCAAACAACUAGCUUCAGUAAUUCUUCAGAUAAAAACAGUUGAUGCUAUUGAUCCUCAUGAACAUUUGAGAACACUAGCAGAAAAACUAGGCCCAAAAGUAACAAUACUUUUAAAAGGUAAAAUAGACAGGAUUGCUCAUGGAGACCUGGUGACUUGCAACAACAUGCGAGGGUCUCCCAGAAGAAGUGGAGGGCAAGGGGACCUAUUGGCUGGCUGUCUCACAGCACUAGUUGUCUGGCUUGAAUCUGCAGAGUUCUGGCGGCCACAAGUACACCUCACUCACCCACAACUGGUUAGCUAUGCAGCUUCUGCAAUUAUCAAGUUGGCUAAUCGACUGGCUUACAGGGAUCAUGGCAGGAGUCUUUUAGCUUCAGAUGUUUUGGCCAAAAUUCAUCAAGCUUUUAAUCUUUUAUUCAAUGAGAACUAAUGGACACAAUACAGUCUUAUUAAAAACGUGUUUUAAACAAACACUCUUGGUAUAACACUUAAUUCAAAAUAUUGAUGAUUUUUAUACAAAUCUCUUUUGAUAUGUAUACAGGUUGUCAUUUUUUUUAGCAAGAAUGUACAGGCAACACAUUCCAGUCACAGUUUUAAUGAAUGGAUGUGUGACUUUAGAUUAGUGUGAAGUGAAUACUACUUUAUAUUAACAUACACAUUCUCUGAUGAAGUGUUUACAAAAUACAUUAUCUUGUUAACAAGUGAACCAAAUGAUGCAGUUUGUUUAUAGAUUAAGUCUUUAAAAAUAUGUAUGUUGUGUUCAGUGAUUUGUGUAAAAAUAAUCUUAUCAGUACAAUGCCCUUACUGGGUUAGAAAUUGAUAUUCAGAACGAACCACCAUCAGUUGCAAUAGUUCUAUACUGGUUCAUACUUAAAACAUGGAUAAAUGAGUCUAGCAUUUAAAAGAAUAUCAUUCUAAGGUAUAUAGAUUCCCAGCCAAGUAGUAAAUCCAGAUAUUUGUGACAUCAUUCUGUAUCUUAUGAGAAUUCCUCCCUAACAUGAAAAUUAUUAUAGUUCAUGAGGCUUAAACUGGCAGUGUCAUAACUUUCUUCAUCUGUUUUCCAGUUCACACCAUUUUGAAUAAUUGGUAACAGAAUUAAAAUCUUGAACCGUUUCAGACUAGUUGUAGAGAGCCACAUUGAGUUAACCCAUUGGCAUACCUAUUUAACCCCAAACAGGAAAAAUAGAACCCUCCCCUCCCAGGGAAAAUAGGAUUCCCUGAUCUAGACCCCUGGGGAAUCCUAUUAAUUCAGUAUUUUGUAGAGUUUACAAAAAUGGGUGUAACAAAUUUUCGAGGUUCAUAAAGAUAAACUAAUCACCAUUGUCGAGAGAUAAUCCUAUUUUUCCUCUCAGAACUUGUAUAAUAAUAUCUUAUAUAUCAUCAAAAUAAGACUACCUGGUGGACCAAUAGGCAGUAGCAUUUUGUUCCUGACAGGCAUAAUCAGUGAAAAUUCAUCAUCCUUCUGUUGUUUAUUAGUUAUUCUAGUGUUAGUGUAUACGAUCUUCUACGUCUCCUUCAAAAUCUUGUCCCACUAUAUAGCAAACUAUAAUCAAUAAAACGAUUAAUUUCACUCGAUUAUAAUAACAGUUCACAUGCCAUUACUGCAUCUUAAAGAUGAACAAAACCUUGUACUACAUGGCUGGUUUCUUGUUUUGUUUACUUUAAUUCAACUCUACAGGUUCGCCAACUUAUAGUACAGUAGUAUAAAGUAGACCAAUGGGUUGAAAGAUGUCAAACCAAAAUAUUUGUAUAAGGCCAUUAAACAGAAUACAAUGUAAUAGGCUGUGUCACAUUGUGCUACGAAAUGUUUUGUUAUUUUUAGAUUUUGUGGAUUGAGUGAGGGUUUUUUAAGAAACAAUUAAUUUUCUCAAAAACAGUUUGUGACCUAGUAAAUUAAAGAAGUAGUGAAAUAUCACACAGUUAAAGUAAUUAUAUUUCUGUAAGUAUUAAUGCGUGUUCUACAUGUCAAUUUUUGCAAUUGUUACCUUAUUAAAAUUUGGCAGAAACAGGUAGAGUAUUACAUUUUUCAAAAUCAAGAAAAUAAAUUGUGGCCUUGUUUAUCUAUAAUCAAGGAUUAUGGUCAAGUGAGUUAUUUUGCUCAACCAAUUAAGUGCUGUAGAGUGAAUGGUGUAGUGUAGUUUUAAGACGUAUUAUUGUCUUAAAUAUUAGUGGUAUUAAGCAAACUAAUAAACUAAUAGGUAUGUACGCUUUGACAUUUGAAACAAAUUAUUGAAAAUGUAUUCAUUUAAAAUAAAUCUUUUUAACCCAC
Molecule: messenger RNA, 2890 nt
Organism: Homalodisca vitripennis (glassy-winged sharpshooter)
Lineage: Eukaryota; Metazoa; Arthropoda; Insecta; Hemiptera; Cicadellidae
Product: ATP-dependent (S)-NAD(P)H-hydrate dehydratase-like
Exons: 1
Coding region: 5-1051 (348 amino acids)
Biological process (GO): metabolite repair
Molecular function (GO): ATP-dependent NAD(P)H-hydrate dehydratase activity
Source: RefSeq, a predicted model, not a curated record